This is a messenger RNA of Aricia agestis (brown argus), 893 nucleotides long. RefSeq lists its product as uncharacterized. Bases 1 to 402 code for a protein of 133 amino acids. Lineage: Eukaryota; Metazoa; Arthropoda; Insecta; Lepidoptera; Lycaenidae. The transcript has 3 exons. The record is from RefSeq and is a predicted model, not a curated record.
AUGUCUAAGACAGUCUUCAUAUUAGUCGAAUUCUACCUUCGUCCGAAUGGGCGUGUCAACCUGCGCUUAAACAACUUCACUUUCUACAAGCAUCUGAAGGCUCGCAGCAACGCCCACCGUUGGAGCUGCACAGCGUAUGGAUCCAAGUGGAAGUGCAAGGCCCACCUCAUCAUCACCGACAAACUGGAGGUUCUCAAGGCUAACGUGGCUCACAGCCAUCCGCCGAGCGUCAAGAAGGAGUCGCGGCUCAUGAAUCCACCUAUCUACAAUGGAGUCUACCGUCAUAAUAAAGAGAAUGGGUUCCCUCCCCGCCCACCUCCGAGCAUGGUCAAUCACCAGCCUCCCCCGCUCACUCCUCUCCAGGAUUACCUGAUAGCGCACAGUCUGUUUGUUGAUCACUAGAUUCACUUGCACCGCAUUUACCACGUAUACCCAAUAUGAUAAAAUAGUUUUUAAUGCGCAACUUAAAAUUAUGUAUGUUCCUAUUUUUUUUUUGUGACCAACAUCACAGUUUUGACUAAAUUAGGUUUAAGGUAUUGGUUUCAUAAGUUCUUAUCACAAUUUGAAGGUUUUUGUUAUAAUGCAUAUGGUUUUGAGUUAACCGGACUUUUGCGUCGAAAAAUGAGUUACCUUUACUUUUGAAAACAAAAGCGCCAUGUUUUAGUUCUAAUAAUAAUUUAACAUAUUUUACUUUAAAAUGGUUUCACUUAAAGCUUAUAUUUGAGCUUGACUGCAUUUAUAUUUGUAGACUAAGAUAGUUUAUUAAUUAUUGACUGAAUUUGCGUAGCUUGGGUACGGGCAGUGAAGGCAGAUAUAGCCUAUUUCUGUGUGAGGAUGACUUUUCUCACUAAAGUAAAGCUAUGAAAAUGUCUCUAAAGGGAUAGGUUACAAGC